Morus notabilis is the source of this 1779-nucleotide messenger RNA. Its product is annotated as arginine biosynthesis bifunctional protein ArgJ, chloroplastic. Gene Ontology annotation, molecular function: L-glutamate N-acetyltransferase activity, acting on acetyl-CoA as donor; L-glutamate N-acetyltransferase activity, acting on acetyl-L-ornithine as donor. NCBI's taxonomy places the organism in Eukaryota, Viridiplantae, Streptophyta, Magnoliopsida, Rosales, Moraceae. The record is from RefSeq and is a predicted model, not a curated record. The coding region runs from base 151 to 1551 and encodes 466 amino acids. The transcript has 18 exons. Gene Ontology annotation, biological process: L-ornithine biosynthetic process; L-arginine biosynthetic process.
CGGUAACCCACUUCGCCGCCGCCAGCCCAAACACGCGGAGCCAAAACCGGCCUCGUGAAUCGAGCCUUUCUUCUUCUUCUUCUUCUUCAUUUGGCCCGAAUUUUUUCCUCUAGUUGCUCUUACACAUUUAGGAAAGCAAAAUUGUAACAAAUGUUGGAGUGCGUGAGGUUAGCGGCAAUGCAGAUGCAAUGCCCAAAGCUUUGGAGUUGGUCCCCAAGCGAAAGACAGUUGAGAAUUCGAGCUGUUUCGGCAACAACUCCAACUGACGUUGACGCUUCCUCCUUUCCUGCUGCACCCAUUUUUCUUCCUCAAGGUCCUUGGUCUCAGAUUCCUGGGGGAGUUACUGCAGCACAAGGAUUCAAAGCUGCAGGCAUAUAUGGCGGAUUACGCGCCGUAGGACAGAAACCUGAUCUUGCACUUGUCACUUGCGAUGUUGAUGCCAUCUCUGCUGGGGCGUUUACUACAAAUGUGGUUGCAGCUGCACCUGUGUUAUAUUGCAAGAAUGCCUUGGAAUUUUCUGAAACGGCUCGUGCUGUUCUGAUAAAUGCUGGUCAGGCCAAUGCUGGGACGGGGGAUGCAGGCUAUCAAGAUGUCAUAGAAUGUGCUAACGCCCUUGCUAAGCUACUCAAGAUGGGGCCUGAGGAAGUUCUGAUUGAAUCUACUGGUGUGAUUGGCCAAAGGAUUAAAAAGGGAGCACUUCUAGAAUCUCUUCCCAACUUGGUUAGUUCACUUUCACAGUCGACUCUGGGGGCUGAUGCUGCAGCAGUUGCGAUCACCACAACUGACCUUGUUAGCAAGAGUGUGGCUAUAGAAACUGAGGUUGGAGGAGCAACUAUAACAGUUGGGGGAAUGGCAAAAGGUUCUGGGAUGAUUCAUCCUAACAUGGCUACCAUGCUUGGUGUGAUUACAACUGAUGCUGUGGUUGCCAGUGAUGUGUGGCGAAAAAUGGUUCAGAUUGCAGUAAACCGAAGCUUCAAUCAGAUAACUGUAGAUGGAGAUACUAGUACCAACGACACCGUAAUUGCCUUGGCAAGUGGGUUAUCUGGAUCACCUAGGAUAUCUUCCUUGCAAAGUCAUGAGGCAGUAGAACUUCAAGCAGGUCUCGAUGCGGUAAUGCAAGGUCUUGCAAAAUCAAUAGCAUGGGACGGAGAAGGAGCAACAUGCUUGAUUGAGGUCUCCGUGACUGGUGGUGAGAUUGAGGCCGAAGCAGCAAAGAUAGCACGCUCAGUAGCAUCUUCUUCACUUGUAAAGGCUGCAAUAUAUGGUAGAGAUCCGAAUUGGGGUCGCAUUGCUUGUGCUGCUGGCUAUGCAGGAAUUUCCUUUGACCAAAAGAAGCUUCGAGUGCUGCUAGGGGAUAUUUUGCUCAUGGAUGGUGGGGAACCACAGUUGUUUGACAGAGCUGCAGCCAGUGCCUACCUCAAGAAAUCUGGUGAGACGCAUGGCACUGUCGACAUUAAAGUGUCCGUAGGUGACGGACCAGGUCGUGGGCAAGCAUGGGGCUGCGAUUUGAGUUAUGACUACGUUAAAAUUAAUGCAGAGUACACAACAUAAGCACAAAUAAUCUAUUUGAGUUGACUGAUUUUGUUACCUGUUUCGGUUGACAUGAUUUCAUAACUUGUCAGUAGAAAGGAAAGAACUCAUUCAUGAAGCUUAACAUAGAUGAUGGUCAGUGUGGUAGUAAUUAAGUUAAAAAAGACACCCCUUGUGUUUUGUCUAAAUUACAGUGACACCCCCGUAACAAAAUUUAAUAACAUCAACACCCGCUUUUGGGCUGAUUCU